Messenger RNA from Abrus precatorius (Indian licorice), 1308 nucleotides. RefSeq names its product putative clathrin assembly protein At1g33340. The coding region runs from base 10 to 1308 and encodes 432 amino acids. Gene Ontology annotation, molecular function: SNARE binding; 1-phosphatidylinositol binding; phosphatidylinositol-4,5-bisphosphate binding. Gene Ontology annotation, biological process: clathrin-dependent endocytosis; clathrin coat assembly; vesicle budding from membrane. The record is from RefSeq and is a predicted model, not a curated record. NCBI's taxonomy places the organism in Eukaryota, Viridiplantae, Streptophyta, Magnoliopsida, Fabales, Fabaceae. Gene Ontology annotation, cellular component: clathrin-coated pit; clathrin-coated vesicle. The transcript has a single exon.
AAAGAAGAAAUGGGUGUGGAUAUUCAAGGGAAGCUUCGUCUAGCUCUUGGCUCAAUGAAAGAUCAUGCUUCUAUUGGCAAGGCCAUGAUGUAUCAUCAUCAACAUGAUGGCUUUUCCAACAUAGAGAUAGCGGUUCUGCGUGCCACAGGCCAUGAUAAUGGCACCAUUGAUGACAAAUACAUGCAUGAGAUCCUUUUCCUUGUAUCAAACUCUAAAGGGUCUAUUCCUUUUCUUGCUGAAAGGAUUUCACGCCGUCUUGGCAAAACUAAGGAUCAUAUUGUGGCCCUCAAGACCCUUGUCUUGAUUCAUCGCCUUCUUAGAGGUGGAAACAGGUCCUUUGAACAAGAGCUAUGCAAAGCACAUGUAUCUGGUCAUCUUCAAAUUAGUACAAGGUGUUUCACAAAGAAUUCUGACCCUUCAGUUGUUUUCUUACACAAUUAUGCAACUUACCUUGAAGAAAGGAUGAGUUGGCUCAUCAACCAAGCAGGGAAACUUGAACCUGUUAUGUCCAAAGGGUUAGAAUUUAGGCGCUACGAUGAAAAAUCCAUUGAUAUUGCAUUCAGAACGUUGCCUAAAUGCCAAGUGCUUAUUGAUAAAGUGUUAGAAUGCUCUCCACAUGAUAUGUUGCUCUCAGAUAAUAGCUUGGCUCAAGCCGCCAUGAGCAACACCUUGAGAGAAAGCUUCCAAGUUUAUAUGACAUUUUCUGAAGGCAUUGCAGCUCUUGUCAACAUGUUUUUUGAUCUAACAGCAUCAGCCAAAGGCCUAGCCUGUGAAAUACUCAAGAAAGCUUCUCUCCAGAGCCAAAAGCUUCAUGAUCUGUAUGAAAAUUGCAAACAAGUGGUUGAAAACAAGAACUUGGAAUACCCUUUUGUUCAAAUAAUCAGCAUGAAUCAUAUAGUGGCACUAGAACAAUUUGGUAGCCCACAAAAUCAACUUGCGGCUUCACAUGUCUCUCUAUCUAGAAGGAGGAGUAUCUCAAAUCCUCCUCCAAUUCAUGGCCACUUCAAACGAUCAACAGAGAUAGAGUUGGAAGUGGCAGCAAAAGAAAGCAAAAAGAAUGAAGAGAAAAUUGAUAUAAACUUGUCACCAACCCCAACUCUUUUUUCAUGGACACUAGAGACUAAAAUAAGCAAGGUGUGGGUGGUGUUUGAAGAUGAAGUUUCCAAUGAAUCACAGGUCCUUCCAGCACAACCAAAACUUGGAGAUAUUGGUGAUGUUAGUGAUAUAAAAAGUGAAUAUGGUAGGCCAAGUUUGUUCCUAAAUCCAUUUUCUUCUAGUAUUCAAACAAGCAUGUCUCCAAAGGUAUGA